UCAUGCAUGAGAGGGUGGUGCCAUGGCUGCUGCUGCUGCUGCUGCUUCUGCUGCUGUUGCUGCAGGUUUGAUUCCCGCGGUUGCACAAAGUCAAUGAAGGUGGAUUAUUAUUAUUAUUGUUAAGAAGACGCAGAGAGAAGGAGAGUGUCAUCUCUGCUGUCCUGAGGAAAUCCUGCUUAAACAACCACGGCCCAUGGAAUUAUUUGGAUAUUUUGCCCGUGAAGCUGUGGGGAAACUUUUAUUGGACCAUGUUUUCGCUGCUUGUGGAAGCGUCUCCAUAUCUAUGAAGUAUAUAUCUAUAGUAAUGCUCAUAGGCCAUCUCUUGUUGUUUUGCUCCAGUAUUUACAGCGUAGCUGGUAAUUAUCAGAACCUUGCAUUCUUGUUAAUUUUCCACGAAACGAAGGACAACACGGACGCCGGAUUGCCACGCAAACGCAGAUUUUUUGGCACCUUAUGAAUGCAGCUGUAAUCACGCAGGGGAACCUCGAGUACUUUAAUGGGUCCAUCACGGAGGAGAAAAAAGAGACAAUCAGGCUCCUUUAUGCGUCAAGAUCAGCUGCAGUUUCUGCACAUUGUCUGUUAUGAAUAGAGCGAUCUCCAAUUGAGCCUCUUCACUUUGGAGAUUUUUUCGAUUUUCGAUUAAACAGCUAUUGAAAUUAGGAUGUGCCGCCCUCUCCACUCUUAGCUUGGUGGCUCGAUUGCCUUCUCUUGAUUGACAGAUGAAAUUGACACCCGGGAUGGCACUUAUCACGCGAAGCGUUUCAAUCCACCGCUAAUUGCAGAUAUAGUGCCAUCCUUUCAUUUGAUUGCAUGGGGGACACAUGCCUCCUAUUGCGCGCAAGAGGGGUGAUCGAUCAUAUAGUGUGUGUGUGUUUUUUUUCUUUUUUUUCUUUCUUUUUUUUUCAUCUAAUUGCAUCAAAAUCUCCUUUGUUGCCAGGGUUUAAAUGCAGGAGAAACUGUUAUUCGUUGUUUUGGACCGGAUAUAGUGUGGGUUGGGGCAGAGAUGCGUAAUGUGCAGCGCAAACUCCAUCUUCUCUCCAAAUAGGCAGCGUUCAAGAGCCGAAAAUGUCAAAGUCGGAGGUGAAGAAGGAGUCCGGUGAGUCCAGUCCUUCAGAGGCCGCGUGCCUCUGCUCUCCUCCCGCAGCCAAGAACCAGUGCGCCAGCUGCGGCAUGGAGAUCCACGACCGAUACCUGCUCAAGGUCAAUAAUCUGAACUGGCACUUGUCGUGUUUGGAGUGUUCCGUGUGCAGAGCGUCUCUGCGCCAGCAGAGUAGCUGCUACGUUAAAAACAAAGAAAUCUACUGCAAACUAGAUUACUUCAGGUUUGGCACUAAGUGUGCCCAGUGUGGCCGGCAGGUGUACGCCAGUGACUGGGUGCGGCGAGCUCGGGGCAGCGUCUACCACCUGGCCUGCUUCGCCUGCUACUCCUGUAAGAGGCAGCUGUCCACUGGGGAGGAGUUUGGCCUGGUGGAGAGCAGGGUGCUCUGCCGCAGCCACUACGACAUCAUGCUGGAGAACCUGCGCAGGGCUGCAGAAAACGGCACAGGACUGACUCUGGAAGGAGCGCUGCCCUCGGAUCAGGACUGCCAACCUAAACCUGCCAAGAGGGCGCGGACGUCGUUCACCGCUGAGCAGCUGCAGGUGAUGCAGACUCAGUUUGCUCAGGACAACAACCCGGACGCUCAAACUUUACAGAAGCUGUCUGAAAUAACAGGACUGAGCAGACGAGUCAUACAGGUUUGGUUUCAGAACUGCCGAGCACGACACAAAAAGCAGCCGCCACACCACAGUUUCUCUCAGAGCGCUCAACUGUCCAGGAUGCCGCCGUCGCUGCCAGAAGAUAUUCACUAUUCCCCGUUCGGCAGCCCCGACCGACCACAUCUACUCACCCUGCACGGAUAUCUGGACUCUCAUCCCUUCUCUGUCCUGGCUGCUCCAGGCCACUUGACCCAUCCAUCCAUCUCUUUACCACAGCUCCCCAUCAGCCGCUGAGCUCUCUCUCCAAGUUUCCACCGCUGUGAUCACAUUGUGAUUUUUAAAUAGGGAAUAGCUAAAAACAAUCUUUCGGGACGUACGGCACUGUGCAAAGUCUGCACUGUUUUGAGAGUAGCAGGACCUCGACAAUCUGUUUCCAAUCAGUCGGCUUUUUAGUUGUAACACUGCGAAGCUAAAAUUGUGUUUUAAGGACAGCAGAUUGUGGUUAUGGGAGAAAAUGUGCUGCCUCCAUUUCCAACACAGGAGAUUUUUGUUUUUCGUGAUGUUGAAAAAGAAGACCACUUUUCUUUUUUCUUUUUUUCCUUUCUGUGACUGGACACAAAACACUACAUCAGGUCAGGGUUUGUUUUCCUUUUACACAGCUGAGCAAGGCAUUUUUAAUUUUAUAUUUGCUGCAAAGAAAAUAUUUAAAAAAGGGGGAGUGUUGUAGACGCGUUGCAGUAAAAACCUCAGUACAUUAUGAAUAUUUUUGAGCACAUGUGUCUGUUGUUUGUUGUUGUGUUGUUGUCAGAAAACGGAAACUUAUUUAUUCAGAACAAAACUUCACUUUUUAAAAAAGCACUUUUUAACGUGUCUUGAAAAUGAAUAAUUCAGUGAUUGUACAUUGUAAA
Solea solea (common sole) is the source of this 2606-nucleotide messenger RNA. RefSeq names its product LIM/homeobox protein Lhx6-like. Gene Ontology annotation, cellular component: nucleus. Lineage: Eukaryota; Metazoa; Chordata; Actinopteri; Pleuronectiformes; Soleidae. The coding region runs from base 1066 to 1992 and encodes 308 amino acids. The record is from RefSeq and is a predicted model, not a curated record. Gene Ontology annotation, biological process: neuron differentiation; regulation of transcription by RNA polymerase II; forebrain neuron development. The transcript is spliced from 8 exons. Gene Ontology annotation, molecular function: DNA-binding transcription factor activity, RNA polymerase II-specific; RNA polymerase II transcription regulatory region sequence-specific DNA binding.